This is a messenger RNA of Humulus lupulus (European hop), 2213 nucleotides long. Its product is annotated as mechanosensitive ion channel protein 1, mitochondrial-like. The coding region runs from base 255 to 1862 and encodes 535 amino acids. The transcript is spliced from 7 exons. NCBI's taxonomy places the organism in Eukaryota, Viridiplantae, Streptophyta, Magnoliopsida, Rosales, Cannabaceae. The record is from RefSeq and is a predicted model, not a curated record. Gene Ontology annotation, biological process: transmembrane transport. Gene Ontology annotation, cellular component: membrane.
AAAAUGAAAAUGAAAAAAAGUCCAAAGGACCAAAUUUGAGGGAUAUUAGGGAAAAUUGACCUUGCCACAUUAUUAACAAGGAAAUGAAAUGAAUUGAAAAUAUUGCUGAUCAUAUCAGUUGCCCUUUCGCCAUAUUUGCCCAAAAACGAAGCUCAUGUAAACCUCCAAUGUCAACUGUAACAGAGUUGCAGAUUGAGAUUCGAUUGAACUAAGUCUUUUAUAGAUUCCUUCCUCUCAUAAGCUAUGCUGCUGUAAUGGCUGGUUUAAGAUUUUACACAAUGAAGUCCCUUCGAAAUUGUACCAAUUUUUAUCCGAAACAUUAUUCGUUUCGUUCAUGUAACAUUACUGGAACAUCAUAUGCUUAUGUAAAUCGCCAUUACCAAGUGAAAGAAACACAAAGCUUUGAAAACACUGGAAAUAGUCGCCAAAAUGUAUUGGGUUUGAAGUCUCCUAUUAGUAUCAGAUGCUAUACAACCAGACCCAGUUGUGCAUUUUCAUCCACAUUGUCAAACUCUCACUUUAGGAGGGCUAUUCCUCUGUUUUCUGCUAGCCCUCUUUUGAAGUACUGUUCGUAUUCAUACUCUUCUGGUAGUAGCAAUACUGGUAAAGCUGUAGACCAAGGAGUGUCAGCCUCAUCUGGUGUCAGUGAAGUAAAUGUUUCUGGCAGUGGUGCUGGAAAUGAAUGGCUCGAUAAGAUUAAGGAUCUUUGGCAAAGUGCAGUUGAGGGAGCAACUCAUACUGGGGAAAAAGCUAAGGAAGUUUCUGAUGAGCUUUCUCCUCAUGUUGAACGAUUUCUGGAUUCACACCCGUAUCUAAAAGACGUGGUUGUUCCAGUUAGUUUUAUGUUCACUGGUACUCUACUGGCUUGGUUUGUGAUGCCUAGGAUCUUGAGAAGAUUUCACAAGUAUUCCUCACAAGGUCCUGUUGGUAUAUUGUCCAGAAGCGUGUCUGGAGAAGAGGUUCCUUAUGAGAGAAGUUUUUGGGGUGCUUUGGAGGACCCAGUACGAUAUUUAGUUACCUUCAUAGCAUUUACACAAAUUGGCAUGAUGGUAGCACCAUCUACUAUUGCAUCACAUUACCUUUUACCGGCAUGGAGGGGUGCUGUUAUCCUGUCACUUGUAUGGUUCCUGAAUCGGUGGAAAAGAAAUGUUUUUACUCGUGCGUUGGCUGGUCCUACUGUGGCAGGUCUUGAUCGCGAGAAAUUGCUAGCUCUUGACAAAGUUUCAUCUGUUGGUCUUUUUGUAAUUGGUGUAAUGGCUUUAGCGGAAGCAUGUGGGGUGGCUGUUCAAUCUAUUCUCACAGUUGGUGGCAUAGGAGGAGUUGCUGCUGCUUUUGCUGCUCGAGACGUCCUUGGAAAUGUGCUUAGUGGUUUGUCUAUGCAAUUUUCAAGGCCCUUUUCACUUGGAGAUACAAUAAAAGCCGGAUCUAUAGAAGGUCAGGUGGUGGAAAUGGGACUUACGACCACCUCAUUACUGAAUGCUGAGAAGUUUCCUGUCAUUGUCCCGAAUUCUCUGUUUUCUAGUCAGGUAAUUGUGAACAAGUCACGUGCCGAGUGGCGUGCCAUUGUCUCUAAAAUUCCCCUGCAGAUAAAUGAUUUGAAUAAGAUUCCCCAGAUUGCUAAUGAUAUAAACAGUAUGCUAAGAUCGCACUCUAAGGUAUUCUUGGGAAAGGAGGCCCCUUACUGUUUCUUGUCUCGAAUAGAUAGUACAUUUGCAGAAUUGACUCUCGGAUGCAACCUCAAACAUAUGAGAAAGGACGAGUUUUACUCUACAGAACAAGACAUUCUUCUUCAGUCGGUCCAUAUUAUUAAGCAGCAUGGUGCAAUGUUAGGCAGCUGCGUUGGCCACAUGACCAGUCCGUAAUGUGGAAGAUUAUAUUAAGGAGGGAAUAUUGUUUUGUCUCUUUGUCUCGAAGAAUAUUUACACUUCAUUGUUGGUCACACACAGGAAAAGCUUUUGACAAAAAUGACUUCACAACAAGUCUUGAUUGGGUUUUUGUUUUGUGCAUUGUUAAGGAGAGAGCAACUGAUGAAAUGAAUCAUGAGAUAUAUGUAAAUGGAUUUUGUUUGGCAGACUUUUAUGUCUUCAUCUUUAGCCAUUAAAUAGUCAUUUUUUUUCUUCUUUUUAAUGUAUGGAUGAGGUGACCAAUUUAACAAUGUACUAUGAUAUGCUGAAAUGAAACAAACUUUCUCAUUUUGGGGUUUUGAGAACCUA